UACAAGAAAAAUAAGGCGGUGUUGGUUUUUUAUAUUUUAUGGUGGAGUGGGACGCAAAAAAUAAUUAAAAGCAAACAGCCUAUUCGAAGCAAAUCGCGUGGCGUAAAAUACCUCAAGAAAUAAGAAAAUAUAUACGAAUUUUAAGCAGUGUCCCUUAAAACAUAAGCCGCCCGAACAGCCCCACUGCCCACGCACAUACAUACUAUAGAUACGCUAAAUAUGUCAUCAACUGCAACAACAACAACUGCGGUCGCCACGCCACUGCCAACCAUCGAUAUCGAUCAACCCAAAUAUGACCAAAGCACAUAUCUAAAUCGUGCCAAACAUUUCUUCCUGCUCACCAAUCCACUCAAUAUUUUGGCCAGCGAUGACGAACUGGAGCGCGCAAAGCGUAUUAUUCACAAUUAUCGUGCCGGCAAGCCGGUGCCAGAGUGCAAAAAUGUUGAGGAAUUGUGGCGCGCCAAAUACUUGUACGAUUCAGCAUUUCAUCCCGAUACUGGCGAGAAGUCACUAAUCAUUGGUCGUAUGUCGGCACAAGUGCCAAUGAACACUUUGAUUACAGGAUGCAUGCUGUCGUUUUAUAAAUCCAUACCGGCCGUCGUCUUCUGGCAAUGGGUCAAUCAAACAUUCAACGCAAUUGUAAACUAUACAAACCGUUCAGGAAAGACACCCAUUUCUCAAGAACAAUUGCUUACUUCGUAUGUAUUGGCAACUGGUGGCGCCCUGACCACAGCACUCUCCCUCAACAGGCUAGUGAAGAACUUGAAUCCAUUAAUUGGUCGCCUGGUGCCAUUGGCAGCGGUAGCCGCAGCAAAUUGCAUUAAUGUGCCGAUGAUGAGAUUGCAGGAAUUGAAAAACGGCGUUACUUUGCUGGAUGAAAAGAACAACGAAUUGGGUGUGUCGAAGAAAGCGGCUGCUGCCGGCAUCACUGCAGUGGUGGCUAGUCGAAUUGCUAUGGCUGCACCGGGAAUGGUGCUAACGCCCUUGCUGAUUUCAUCCUUGGAAAAACGUGGUCUCCUCAAACGCUUCCCCAAGGCCAGUGCACCCAUUCAAACCCUUUUCUGUGGCUUCGUUUUGAUAUUCGCCACUCCGCUGGGAUGUGCAUUCUUCAGCCAACGUGCUUCGAUUGGGGUGGGCAAAUUGGAAGAGGAUGUGCAGAAAAAUAUUAAAAAACUGAAUCCCGAGCUUACUGAAGUCUGGUUCAACAAAGGCUUGUAAACUUAGAGCUUAGCUUAUUUGAAACUCUCUUAAGUGAUUUUGCAUUUCGAAA
Rhagoletis zephyria (snowberry fruit fly) is the source of this 1270-nucleotide messenger RNA. It is a transcript of the gene Sfxn1-3, whose product is annotated as Sideroflexin-1-3. The record is from RefSeq and is a predicted model, not a curated record. Gene Ontology annotation, cellular component: mitochondrial inner membrane. Lineage: Eukaryota; Metazoa; Arthropoda; Insecta; Diptera; Tephritidae. Gene Ontology annotation, biological process: monoatomic ion transport; serine import into mitochondrion. Gene Ontology annotation, molecular function: monoatomic ion transmembrane transporter activity.